UGUUUUGUACAGAUAUAUUUUAGUAUAAUUCACGUUUUGAAAAUUACUUCCCUUUUGUCUGACUUGAAUUUACAUCAAGGAAGCUUUUUCUCCCAGCGCAGGUCGAAUAGACCCUAUUAAUAGACCACAUAAGUCGAGUGUGCAAUAUCGAUAGCUGCCGUUGAGUUAGGCGGGGACUGUUUUCAAAGUAGAAGCUGCGAUAGACCAAUGAAGAUGGCGACAACAGGGUCCGCGAAAUGCACUGGUAGUAUUGGAAAAGAUAGCCACACCAGAUCUGCUGACGUGAGAAAAAGUCAUACACCUUCACAGCUUCUGACGCUCGAGGAGGCAAGAUGUCCUAUCUGUUCAGAGAUUUUGUUUGAGCCAGUUACUAUGCCAUGUAGUCAUUCUGUGUGCCUACACUGUUUCAAGCGGACGGUGGAAUUGACCAGUUUGUGCUGUCCCCUCUGCCGACUGCGAGUAUCCAGCUGGGCCCGUAAACAGUCCCGCGAGAAAAACCUGGUAAACACCGAACUCUGGGAUAUAGUCAGAAGGAGUUAUCCAGAGCGAUGCAAAAGCAGAAUGGAACAGAGAGCGUGUGAGACUCACAGAGAAGAAAUGUUCUGCCCUCCUGGUCAGAUACCAAGGUCUGGAGAUUUCCGUCCAGAGCAUGAUAAGCAGAAGGUAACAAUGAACGAAGAUAAAAAAGACAUGGGGAGGAAAAUCCUAUCCAGAAGAGAAGAGUGUGGGACAAUCAAACAAUUAGAAGACCCUUUGAGUGGGGUGUUGUCCGACUCAGAGAAUGAGGAGCCAAUCGGGAAGAGAACCCGGAAUGUGUCUGCUUUUGUUAAAAGAACAAAACUCUCCCCAGCCUGUGCAAAAGAUUGGUUACCAAAACAUUUUGUGCAGAGGAGUCAGAGUUGUACAGCUUCAGUGGAAGGGAGAGGAAAGGUCAAGACCGUUAAUCAUUCCUUACUGGAUAAGGUCAGUAUUGCUCACAGCUACAACGCAGGUAUCCUGCUGUCUUCAGAAAACAGCCGCUCAUUCUCGGCACCCAUAAUUGUACCGGAGAAGAGGUAUAGUUGGCGAAGUGUUACGGCAACAUCAGCUCUUCUAAUAGGCCCCCAGUCCAAACAGGAGAGGUCUAUCAGCCCUGAGAGCAAUGACAGCAUCUCCGAAGAGCUCAAUCACUUCAAGCCAAUUGUCUGCUCUCCCUGCACGCCACCCAAACGUCUGCCAGAUGGACGAGUGAUUGAGCCCACAAUAGUGAAGUCCACACCCAGGAACUUGACCCAUAGUUUUCAAAGGCUCACCAGCUAUGAAGCCAGCACUUUCAUCCUCCAGAAGUGGAAACAGAUUGAAGUGGACCGUCAGUGUAUUGAAAUGACCUCCAAGGGUACUCUGACCAGCCCCUUUAAUGAAGAAAUCAUAAUUAAACAAAGUCCCACAGAUGAACGAGAAAUAAAGCCAUUUACCUGUGCUUCCACUAAAGUUAAAGAGGACUUAGGUGUGUGCAGAAUAAGGACCAACACUUGUAAUGAAGAGAACGAAAAAGUGUGUUUGUUAAAUAAAAGGAGAUUGAUAUUUGAUCAGCCAGUUGGAGAUACAACCCUCAAUCAAAGACAAGCCAUAAGGUUUAAUUUACCAUCACUUCUACAUACUGGUGAAGGACCUGCAAGAGAAUGCGGGUUUAGUCGUAAAAAGUUAGCACCCGAAUCAUCUUGUGGGCCCUCUCCAGUCCGUAAAAAGCACCCUUUUGCCCCACUGGACAGGGUAACUGGGGAUCCACAUUGCAAGCUAAAAUUAAAUACAUCAGUGGAUCAGAGAAAAGAGAUUGAAAAAAUGAACUGUGCCCAAAACCAAACUACCUCAAGAAGGAGUAGGAAGAGGAGCCAAAAGACUAAACACUUGGAAGAGACUGAGUUGCAAAUCAAGAGAUUCAAAACUCAGUGCCGAGAUAGUCUCGAAAUGGAGAAAGGGCAAAGUGAUUUUAGUUUUCAACGGGUAAAGCAAGAGGCUGAGGACAGGCGGCUGGCACUGAAACUUCAAAAACAAUUUGACAGAGACCAGCAGAGACUCAACAAGAACAAAAAAAGUCCUGACAAAUACUUCCUUCGGUCUUGGUUCCGCCAAGACAAAAUCAAGUAUAAUCCACGCAGAUCGAGGAGAAUCAUAAAAAAAAUGAGCUCUUAACAUCCAAUCAUUAAUUACAUUUGUGCUUUUUGGAAUACAUUAGAGAACUAGAUUAUUGUUGCAAUUCAUACAACUGUAUGUCAAUUGUGUACACCUGUACACUGAACUGUUAUUUCCAGGAAGUUACAAUUUGUGGAUUUUCUCUAUUGAUUCCCCUAAAAUCCCCCCUAUUUUUGCAAUUCCAUACAAAAAAUGAUGUGCUAUGGGAUAAUCUAGUAUCCUUCUAGAUUACUAUACUAGAAUUAUAGUAGUUGUACUUUAAAGCUGACAGACUACAUUGAAUAACAUUUGUAAACACACCUAUUUAGCCUUUACAACCUCAGCGGUGAUGAUAAAAUGUCUCAGAAUCUCAGAGACCCAAAAUAUUUACUCUGUAAAGCUAUGUUCAAAUGAAUAAAGGGGGAUUUUCUUGAUUUUAACACAUAUAAGAACAGAAACGUAAUCACCUAGUCAAUCUUGAUUGGUUUUGGUAAUAAUGUAAUGAGUUAAAUCAUUACAUUACAUUUAUGCAUUUAGCAGAUGCUUUUAUCCAAAGCGACUUCCACGAGAGAGCUUUACAAUAGUGCAUAGGUCACUGAUCAUAACAACAUAUAAAUCAUGGGUAUGAACAGAAUAAAUGCAACUUAUGCAAUGUUAAUUGAAACAUUACACAUAAUAUUUAGUCAAGGAAAAUGUUCCAGUUUUAAAUUAUGUUCAGUUAUUUUUCUGUUAAAAAUUAUUAUCUGCUGCUGGUGA
Molecule: messenger RNA, 2907 nt
Organism: Osmerus eperlanus (European smelt)
Lineage: Eukaryota; Metazoa; Chordata; Actinopteri; Osmeriformes; Osmeridae
Gene: rnf169
Product: ring finger protein 169
Exons: 6
Coding region: 208-2172 (654 amino acids)
Biological process (GO): double-strand break repair
Cellular component (GO): nucleus; site of double-strand break
Molecular function (GO): nucleosome binding; ubiquitin-protein transferase activity; metal ion binding
Source: RefSeq, a predicted model, not a curated record